AUGGGCGUAAUCCGAAAGGUUCUGGGUACCGCUGUAGUGGCGACCGGUGGAGGAGCGGCUUACUUGACCGCCACUACCAACAUAACGACCCCGCUACCCACAGACGAUGAGAUAUGGGCUACCAAGAGCUUUAAGAAACUCAAUCGCUUUCAAAAUCCAGUCGUGGAAGAUGUCUGCUGGAAACGCCUGCCUCUAUCUCAAGUUCGGCCUGAACUUCGAAACGAUGAAAAAGCGCUGGCAACAGAAUUUUGUCGUGGCUUGUGGGCUGGAUAUGCAUAUGCGCCUCAACGUAUCAUCUUGACACUUGCACUUAAGAAUCCCAAGACAGAAAACCAAUUGUUUGACCAAAAGCAGCUAGCAUCUUCCAAGUAUGAAUUAGGCACGCGAUUCUCCGAUCACUUCGAGGUAGUAGAAAGGACGAAUAACAGUAUUAUGGUGAGAGCGGGUGGAUCACCAUUGGAGCCAGGACCGCGAGACAUGGAUGGAUUGCUUGUCGCGAGCGCAAAGGUGGAUAAGGCGGCCGGGACGGUUGACGUGAGUCUAAAGACGACGUUUUUCAAUAGCGUGGAACCAGUCCGUGACGGGAAGAAGCCGACUCCUUUCGUCGCCGAAGUACUUCACCGAUUCUACUCCCGGGCGAUGGUUGACAACGCAGCACGAAGUUUGACGGGGUAG
Hypoxylon trugodes is the source of this 675-nucleotide messenger RNA. RefSeq lists its product as uncharacterized. Lineage: Eukaryota; Fungi; Ascomycota; Sordariomycetes; Xylariales; Hypoxylaceae. Bases 1 to 675 code for a protein of 224 amino acids. The record is from RefSeq and is a predicted model, not a curated record. The transcript is spliced from 2 exons.